This is a messenger RNA of Rubroshorea leprosula, 1350 nucleotides long. Lineage: Eukaryota; Viridiplantae; Streptophyta; Magnoliopsida; Malvales; Dipterocarpaceae. The record is from the annotation of a GenBank genome assembly.
AUAUUUGCCUUAAUGUGCUACAUCUUUAUUAAUUUCACUAAAAUCUCUUCAUCUCUUUCAUUGAAUCUCUCCCUUUGUUUUCCUUCUCAUUUAGACAUGGAAAAAGAAGCUCAGGAUCUUCAACUCCAAAUUAUAGAUCAAGAAGACCAUGCAAACACAACAAAUAAUCUCAGAGACCGAAAAACAGAGUCUCCCCCCGGCAAGCGUAACCACCUCCUCCGGGUUGCCCUCUACACCUUCUUCGUAUUUGCCGGUCAGUCAGUGGCUAUACUACUCGGAAGACUUUACUUUGAGAAAGGCGGAAGCAGCAAAUGGGUAGGAACGCUUGCACAGCUCGCCGGAUUCCCAGUUCUCAUUCCUUACUACUUUCUUAAUCUCCCCAGAACCAGAAUACUUAAUAAACCAGUUGACACAAAGAAAUCUUCUUUGAAGAUGGUUGUUUUUGUUUAUGCUUCCCUUGGCCUGGUCACCACUGGUACAUGCUUUUUGUAUUCAGUUGGGAUGCAGUACCUUCCGGUGUCAACGGUGACCCUCAUCUCUGCAUCCCAAUUGGGUUUCAAUGCUUUCUUCUCCUACUUCCUCAACUCCCAAAAGUUCACUCCUUACAUAAUCAACUCUCUAAUCCUCCUCACCGUCUCCUCCGUCCUGCUCGUCUUCCAAUCAAACUCCGAGAAGCCAGCGGGAGUCUCCAAAGCAGAGAACACAAUCGGGUUCCUCUGCACCGUGGGAGGAACAGCGGGGAUCGGCCUGCUUCUUGCUCUCCAGCAGCUCGCCUUCCGGAAGGUGCUAAAGGGUCAAACUUUCAAAACCGUCAUGAACUUGACAAUCUACCAAUCCCUCUUCGCCACCAUGUUUGCCACUGUGGGGUUCUUCGCGAGCGGAGACUGGAAGGGAUUGAAGGCAGAGAUGGAAGGGUAUAGCCUGGGAAAGGUUUCUUACGCCAUGACUCUGGUUUGGACGGCCAUCUGUUGGCAAAUUUUCACUAUAGGCGCGGUAGCGUUGAUUUUUGAGGUGUCUGCUCUGUUCUGCAACGCCAUAAGCGUGGUAGGGUUUCCUCUGGUUCCGGUGAUAGCCGUCUUCGUUUUCCAUGACAAAUUCGACGGGAUAAAGGCCAUCUCCUUGGUGCUGGCUAUUUGGGGCUUCAUUUCUUAUGGAUAUGAGCAUUUCGUCGAGGAUAGGAUGUCCAAGAAGGAAGUUGAAGUUGUUAGUGAAGUUUCUCCCAGGAAUGGAAGAGGCUGAUGGAUAGAAACCCUUCCUCUUUUUUUUUUUGAAAUUGUUAAAUGGGGUGAUAGAGAAUGAUAUUGUCUAGAUUUGAACUCAAAACUCGAAUAUCAUCAGUAUUAUGCUUAA